This is a messenger RNA of Lycium barbarum (goji berry), 642 nucleotides long. Its product is annotated as protein MAINTENANCE OF MERISTEMS-like. The transcript is spliced from 3 exons. NCBI's taxonomy places the organism in Eukaryota, Viridiplantae, Streptophyta, Magnoliopsida, Solanales, Solanaceae. The coding region runs from base 1 to 642 and encodes 213 amino acids. Gene Ontology annotation, biological process: meristem development; meristem maintenance. The record is from RefSeq and is a predicted model, not a curated record.
AUGAUUGAGCGCUGGCGACCGGAGACCCAUACAUUUCAUCUCCGCACUGGCGAGACUACCAUCACCUUGCAGGAUGUCGAGGUGAUUUAUGGUCUACAUAUUGAUGGACAGGCAUUAUAUAGAGUGGAGCCUCCGCAGCUGUCGUAUCCCCAGGAGUUGACUAGGCUCACUGAUUUCGUGCCUCAUCAGAGGGAUAUGCAUGGACGGAGUCGGUUAUUGCGGUCCUUCCUCCAUGCUCACUUGCGCCUCGUACAUUUGCAGCAUCCGAUUGGCGAGGCGACGCCUCAGGUUGAUGUUGACCGACGUGCUUACUUAUAUCUUCUCAUCAUAUUCGGGGGCAUCAUGUUCCCGAACACGUCGGGUGCGGAUAUGAGUAUGAGGUAUCUGCUCUUUAUUGAGGAUCUAGACCAGCUGGGAUGUUACAGUUGGGGCGCCGCUAUCCUGGCUUACAUAUACAGAGGAUUUGAUCGAGCCUCUAUGGGCGAGAGGCUUGAGGUCGCUGCAUUUAGCCCUCUUCUUCAGGUUGAGACCUUUCAACCCAUAGCUGCUCACCCUUCCGAUGAUUAUGUUGCUGAGGAUAUGCCAUACGCGCGGAGAUGGUCGCAAGGCCGUACCAGAGGCUUUCAUAUGGACGCGGUAUGA